UUUUUUUAACAAUUAAUCUACUCGACCUCCGUUCUUCUCCCUCACCCAGACGACACCCCCCACUCCUCACUUUCCCUUCUCUGCGAAGGGUCUUCUUCCUCACCCAGACGAAACCCCCCCACCCCUCACUCUCCUUUAUCUUCGAAGACUCUUCUCCCUCACCCAGACGAAGCCGUGUCCUCAGACUCUUCUCCCCCCUCUUUUUUGGGUCACCCUCAGCCCAGCGCCGCGCCCCUUGUCGAAGAAACCCUAGGAGUUCGUAAUAAUAUUUCUUCUUUUUCCAACCAAACGCCGUCACCCCUCGCCCGAGCACCCGUCAUUUCGCCGUCACCACCCACCCGAGCACCCCUCGGUUUAUUCCUCACCUUAGCGAGAUCUCACUUACCCCAGCACCCCUCACCCGAGAUACCCAUCACCCCUUCACUGAUUUGGUUUUCACUGUCAACGAUUCCUCGCUUGUGUGGCCUCUCUCUCUCACCGAGCCCUCUGGCUCUCUCACCGUGCUCUCUGUCUCUCUCACCGAGCCUUGUAAGGAUCCCGUCAGAUUUGGUUUAUAUGGCAUUGCAAGAACAAUUAGAUAAAUUCAAGAAGCAGCAAGAGAAAUGCCAGUCAACCCUCACAAGCAUUGCAGCAUCUAAUAAAGCCACAAACAAAAAAUCCAUGUUUGUACCUCCAGCACCGUCAGCUAAUGCAAGAACCCCUGCUCCUGCUGUCAAAUUUUCUAAUGACACAGAGAGGCUUCAACAUAUCAACAGCAUUCGGAAAGCCCCUGUAGGAGCUCAGAUUAAGCGUGUUAUAGAUCUACUGCUAGAGACUAGGCAAGCCUUUACACCUGAGCAAAUAAAUGAAGCCUGCCAUGUUGACACGAAUGCCAACAAAGCUGUCUUUGACAGUUUGAGGAAUAACCCGAAAGUGAACUAUGAUGGGAAGCGUUUCUCUUACAAGUCCAAGCACGAUCUGAAGGACAAGACUCAACUUCUUCACUUAAUAAGGAAAUUUCUGGAGGGCAUAGCAGUCAUUGAUCUUAAAGAUGCAUAUCCAACGGUGAUGGAAGACUUGCAGGCUUUGAAAGCUGCGGGUCAGAUUUGGCUGCUAUCAAACUUCGAUUCACAGGAAGACAUUGCUUACCCAAAUGAUCCCAGGGUGCCCCUUAAGGUGGAUGAUGAUCUCAAACAGCUGUUUCGGGGAAUUGAACUGCCUCGUGAUAUGAUAGAUAUUGAGAGGGAUCUACAGAAGAACGGGAUGAAACCUGCCACCAACACUGCUCAAAGGAGGGCCCGGUCAGAGGUUCAUGGCAUUUCCUCAAAGCAGAAGCCAAAGAAGAAGAAGCACGAGAUCACUAAGAGGACAAAGCUGACCAAUGCCCAUCUACCAGAGCUUUUCCGGAACCUAGAGAAUGGUAAUUCCUGAAGUUCGGACCAGCCGUUGGCAAAACCUUGAGAGGAAGAUCAACUGCAGGCUGCGAAAUAGCAAAUGCUCCUAUGCCCACUUGCAUGGGUUAUGUUUGUAGAUAUGAAGUGUUCUAGUACUGAUAAACCCAAAUUGAUUCUCUUUCCAGAUUUGCAUACAACUGUCCACUGCUGUCGUGGUCGAGCUCUUGUUCCGUCACUUUGAUAGCUAAUGUAAAAGCCAAUCUGGUCCAAACUUCUAAUUUGAGAUUGCCCCAAUAAAUCGUAAUUUGUCUGGAAGUUUAGCUUUGAAUUUCA
Messenger RNA from Carya illinoinensis, 1706 nucleotides. Its product is annotated as transcription initiation factor IIE subunit beta-like. The record is from RefSeq and is a predicted model, not a curated record. NCBI's taxonomy places the organism in Eukaryota, Viridiplantae, Streptophyta, Magnoliopsida, Fagales, Juglandaceae. The transcript has 5 exons. Gene Ontology annotation, cellular component: transcription factor TFIIE complex. Gene Ontology annotation, biological process: transcription initiation at RNA polymerase II promoter. The coding region runs from base 556 to 1410 and encodes 284 amino acids.